UGAAAUCUUUGCACCACUACUCGACUUUUUAAAAAAUGCUCCUUUAGAUCAAAUUACUAUCUCCAGAAUUUUUCAACAACAGUGGAACUCUUUUAAAAUUCAAACUGAAGAAGCGGACAUUGAAUGUCUUAAGAAUCUAUUAAGAAAAGUAGAAAAUGAAAAUAUUACCAAUGAUUGUAAAAUUCAUCUUAAGUUAUUGCAAGACGAUAACAAGGUAAAUUGUACCUCUAAUAAUAUUUUUAUUAUAUAUGAAAAUGAUGAAAACACACUGUCUCUAGACAUUAAUUUAUGCAGUGCGAUUGAUCGGAAAGAGCUUAUGUCAUUAGUAAAAGUGGGACUGUUACGUGGAAAAUUCGAAGAACAAAUCGAUUGGAAAAAAAUAGCUUCCAACAACAUAUCUAUCUUAAGAGAAGCAAUAAAAAAAGAAAAUACUCCGGCUCAUGACCAUCUUUUCAAGAAAAUAUCUGAAACAAAUGUUGAUGAUUUAACGCCUGAUGAUCCAUUGUGCAAUGGUACUGUCGACCUAAGCUCAGAUAAAUUUCAACUUUCAGAAAGUGACUAUGUUGCUCUCGUGAAAGAAAAGGCGUGCAUAAGAAUGUUAAGUAAAGAUAAUAAAAUAAAGAAUAUUUGUAGUGAUUUUGUUGCAAGAAGAAACGAAGUCCAAAAGUUGAAAAAGUUUGUACUAUUAUCAACGGAAACAGCAAAACAUAAUCAAUGGGUUGAGGAGGCUCAUGAAAGGGAACGUAUAGCGAAGAUUGUUACUGACGUUCUUUUACAGGAGAUAAGAUUUAACGCACUUCGUAAAAUUUCUAGAG
This is a messenger RNA of Racocetra persica, 815 nucleotides long. Lineage: Eukaryota; Fungi; Glomeromycota; Glomeromycetes; Diversisporales; Gigasporaceae. The record is from the annotation of a GenBank genome assembly.